UGGCUUCCUGGCUGCGAGGGGGUGUCUAAGUUCUUUUUUUCCUUUCCGCUGUGGAGGGGAUAUCACUUCGGAGGGAUCAUUAGCUGCCAGCAGCCCGGCUGGGUCAGGGCUGGGAGGCGGAGACGCAGCUGCCGGCAGCGGAGCAAGGUGGAGACACGAAGGCAGAAGACCAGGUUAAUGAAAGCAUGAGGUGGCUCUUGGGCAGCGGCUUGAAACAUUUUGGACAUGCUGACAGGGGAAACUAUGACUGGCUAAACAGUGAACCAGGUGGGCCACUUCUGGAAACAGAGCUUCAGAGCAGACAACAGACAAGUUCAACCAAAGACGACGUAGAACCAUUUCUGUGUAUCAUAUUGCCUGCCACCAUGAUGCUCUUCCUGGCAUUCCUGCUGCUCUUCCUGUACCGCCGUUGCCAGCGCCCCGCUCAGCAGGGGCAGAUCUUCAGCAUCGACCUUCCCGAGGCCCUGCCUGAGCACGACGUGUCCAACUUCCUCUCUGCGCUGCCCUGGAGCAGCGAACAGAGCUUCCACUACUCCACGCUGCUCCCCGACGCCACGUUCCUCUCCGUGUGUUUGCCUCCGUCGUACGAGGAGGCCACCAUGAAGACUCCCAUGGAGGAGGCUCACAUUGAGCUCUCUCCAGACCCAGUGCCUCCUUACGAAGAGGGCGCGCCGCACGCAGGCGGCACCAAAUAAACUUCCUACGGAAGCACCUUAGCCGAAGCGUGCGGCACAAGGGUAGAACUGCUAUGGCCUUUAACAUUUGUGAAAAGAUUCCCAAUGAGGCACAAAACCAAUGAAUUUAUGAAGGAAGAAACUUGAAGUAACAGGGAGCCCGUCUCUUCACCUCAUCCUAGGAUUCUCUACCUUCCAUUUGUGGCAAAUGUACACACGAUGUAGCACCAAAUCCAGUCCAGACUGGUAACAUGGGAAUUCUAGUUAACAAACAUGUCAUGCAAGGAUUAAACUUAAGGAAAGCUGGGAAGCUCUUCCUCUGUAAUCCCUCAGCUACAACGAAAUGUCAAUAACGCUAUAGAUUCAGCAGUCACAAAAAGGGCUUUUAGCACAUACAUAUUCCAGUUUGGGGGGCUUUUUUCUAUUUUAUGCAUUUAUAUUUAAAUGAGUUUUUGACAAGCUGAGUCAGUCUGUGUGUGUUUACAUCAUAUCAUUCUGCAGUGCUCUGGAAUGAUCACAACAGCUCUCAGGAAAGCAAAUAAAGAUAUAACCUCUACAAAAUUUCCAGUAACCGUCCCCAGAGGUUCAAAUGUGGCUGGCUUUUCUCAUAGCUGAAUGAUGUGGACAACCAGAGAACACCUGAGCGUUCUGGGUGAGGAAGACUCCAUGCAAGAGCACAUUCACUCUGUUGCUGUAAGCUGCUUGCCAAGGUCCCAACAUUCCAGACUACUCGAAUUACUUCUUUUCCAAGUCUAAAAUAAUAAACCAUGUGACUUGGUGCAGUGUGUAAAGGAUUUGGGGAAAAAUUAAUAAAAUCAAGUGCACCAAAAAAUCCCUGGUCUGUAUGUCAAAACAGCAUUAUAAUCCCUUCCUCUUCAUCACCAGGCAGGGCGAGGCUAAUUCAGUUAUGUUGGUGGCAGUGGUUCAGAGGGUUUGCAUAUGCAAAUGCUUUCAGAAAAUUAUGUAUGUUAUCUUUAAUUCUUUCUUACAGGAUAGCAUUUUCACUAAGUUGAUAGAUGCUCUUCUUACAGAAGGUGGUUGCUACAGAUCCCGACAGCCUCAAAAGUUACAUUGCAAGCCACAGACAAAUGCAGUGGGGAAUAGCUGACACCUCCAUGGAAGAAACUGUUGUAGCAGCUUGUGCAGCCUUGGUGUAACAUACAAACCCAAAGGCUUGCACUUGGUGAUUUCAGUGACUGUCAGGAGGUGUAAACAACAGCCAGUCCUGCUUUACAAACUUAGCAUAUACUUUAAAAAAACUGAACAAAAACAACACCACAGUAAUGGAAGGAAAAAUCCUCACUGUACAGCAGAAGAAAGGCCACUUUAGAGCUGCAAGGUGGUUGUAUUCUGCAUUAUGUUAACAACACACAGUAACCAAAUAGUCCAUAUCAAAACUGAUGUUCCCACUCAUACAUGUCGCUUACAACAAGGAAAACAUAUGCUUUUUCUAUUUAGAAAAAGGGUUAUUUUCUUGAACUACGAACUUGGGAUCAUUCUUUUUGUAGUGUUCCAUUUGGGUCAUCAAACUGAAGCAGCAGAUGUUUUGGAAAACUCCUGAUUCAUUCAACCUUUUUUCUUUUCAGGCCAUAUCUGGGAACAGUUCCCGGUAUUUGCUGAUGUGUUUGAAAGUCAAUAUUCUACUGCCUCUUUGCAUUUUCUUUACUUCCUUAAUAUUUGGAACAACAUGUAGUUGUUUCUAAGGAAAGCUGGAAAAAAUGCAAGAGUCCCAAGCAACAAACCUAAUUGGAAAGGUGCAAAAGUUUGAGGUUCAAAGAUAAACCAUUCUGCCUCUGGUGUUUGCAUAUUCCUAACUUCAGGGGAAUUGUAUGGAUAUGCUUGAAAACUCAGACAUUGUCCUAUCAAGUUGAGUAUAUUUUGCCUUAAGAGAUCUGCUGUGUUCUGAAAUGAGCUACGCUGUUCUUCAGCUCAAUCUCUUGUUCGCCCUUAACUCGGGUAGAGCCUGAUACUCAGCCUGUGGGCUCAUCGUUCUGAACUGCUCUCCAGUUACCUUAGUUACAGUUGAGAAAAAAUUUGACUGGUAUUUCUUGUGACCAAGACUGAUAUACUUCUAUAACUGGUUGAGAAUUGCUAUUCCCUGCAAGAAUACAGAGAGUGAUUGUGUUUCACACACUAUCUAUUGGAAAACUCUCAAAUCCUGCUUUAGACAAAUAGCUUCUGAUUGUUAGCAUUGCUAAAGACAAUUAAAAACACACACUCAAAUCCAUAUUAAUAGAAACACUGCCAUACCUUAAAUUCUUCUUCCUAGUAAACUGCUCUUUAUUCCAUUGGGAAUUGGUGUCCCUUAUCUCAUUCCAUGACAGAUUUGACUAGUCUUGUAUGUUAAUUGUCCCUAAUGGUUUCAACAUAACUGGCACCUCUGCUCUUAAAUCUUGACCACAAAGAGAAGUCCCACCAAAAAAAAAAAAAAAAAAAACAAAAAACAAAAAAAAAAAAAAAAAAAAAAACAAACAA
This is a messenger RNA of Prinia subflava (tawny-flanked prinia), 3149 nucleotides long. It is a transcript of the gene SMIM28, whose product is annotated as small integral membrane protein 28. The transcript is spliced from 2 exons. Lineage: Eukaryota; Metazoa; Chordata; Aves; Passeriformes; Cisticolidae. The record is from RefSeq and is a predicted model, not a curated record. The coding region runs from base 186 to 695 and encodes 169 amino acids.